AUGGGAUUUGCAGCUUUCGCUUCGUUUCGUACGGGACCAGCUCAUAUUGACGACGAUUCAUUUCAGACGGGCACCAUUCGCACAGAAUUGGACAGCGAGUCGCAAGCUUGUUAUGCUUUAGCAUUAUCGCAUGAUCACAAGUUGCUGUUUGCCUGCUGUGCUGAUGGAAAUAUUGUUGUGUGGGAUAUCGAAUCCAAAACCAAGGUCACUUCGCUCCCGGGACAUCAAGAGGGAGCCUCAUGUAUUGAUCUCUCUUCGGACGGUUCUAAAUUAUGGACUGGAGGACUUGAUAACACGGUGCGCACGUGGGAUCUUCGAGAGCGGCGACAAUUGAGUCAGUUCGAUUUCCCGAGUCAGAUCUUCAGCUUAGGAUGUUGUCCAACGGAGGAUUGGGUUGCAGUGGGCAUGGAAAAUAAUAAUGUGGAGGUUCUGAACACAACUCGUACAGAGAAGUAUCAGUUGCAUCAACACGAAUCAUGUGUUCUGUCGCUCAAAUUUGCUCACUCUGGUCGAUGGUUUGUCUCGACGGGAAAGGACAACGUGUUGAACGCAUGGAGGACCCCGUAUGGUGCAUCUUUGUUACAAGCGAAGGAAUCGUCGUCUGUGUUAUCGUGUGAUAUAGCCAGUGACGACUCGCUGAUUGUGACAGGAUCAGGCGAGAAGAAGGCAACCGUCUACGAGGUGACUACAUACACCUGA
Molecule: messenger RNA, 699 nt
Organism: Ostertagia ostertagi
Lineage: Eukaryota; Metazoa; Nematoda; Chromadorea; Rhabditida; Trichostrongylidae
Source: the annotation of a GenBank genome assembly